GAUCCUUCUGUUACACAAGUGACAAGAAAUGUUCCUCCAGGACUAGAUGAGUACAAUCCUUUCUCUGAUUCAAGAAUACCUCCUCCAGGAAAUGUGAAAAUGCCUGAUGUACCCAGUACGCAGCCAGCAAUAAUGAAACCAACAGAAGAACCACUUGCUUACACACAAAUUGCAAAGGAGCAUGCCUUGGCCCAGGCAGAACUGCUAAAGCGUCAAGAAGAACUGGAAAGAAAAGCAGCUGAACUAGAUCGCAGAGAAAGGGAAAUGCAGAGUCUCAAUCAGCAGGGGGGUAGAAAAAAUAACUGGCCACCUCUUCCUGAGAAUUUUCCAGUAGGUCCUUGUUUCUACCAGGACUUCUCUGUAGACAUUCCUGUAGAAUUCCAGAAGACAGUAAAGAUUAUGUACUAUUUGUGGAUGUUCCAUACAGUGACACUGUUUCUUAAUAUCUUUGGAUGUUUGGCCUGGUUUUACGUUGAUGCUACGCGAGGGGUUGAUUUUGGAUUGAGUAUUCUCUGGUUCUUGCUUUUUACCCCUUGUUCUUUUGUCUGCUGGUACAGACCACUUUAUGGAGCUUUCAGGAGUGACAGUUCAUUCAGGUUCUUUGUAUUCUUCUUUGUAUAUAUCUGUCAGUUUGCUGUACAUGUACUUCAAGCUGCAGGAUUUCAAAGAUGGGGAAACUGUGGGUGGAUUUCAUCUCUUACUGGUCUUAAUAAGAGUAUUCCUGUUGGCAUUAUGAUGAUAAUCAUAGCUGCACUUUUCACAGCAUCUGCCGUUAUCUCAUUAGUUAUGUUUAAAAAGGUGCACGGUCUGUACCGCACAACAGGUGCUAGUUUUGAGAAGGCGCAGCAGGAGUUUGCGACAGGAGUGAUGUCCAACAAAACUGUACAGACCGCUGCAGCCAACGCCGCGUCAACAGCAGCAACCAGUGCAGCUCAAAAUGCGUUCAAGGGUAACCGAAUGUAG
This is a messenger RNA of Antrostomus carolinensis (chuck-will's-widow), 963 nucleotides long. RefSeq names its product secretory carrier membrane protein 1 (gene SCAMP1). Gene Ontology annotation, biological process: protein transport. Lineage: Eukaryota; Metazoa; Chordata; Aves; Caprimulgiformes; Caprimulgidae. Gene Ontology annotation, cellular component: recycling endosome membrane; trans-Golgi network membrane. The transcript is spliced from 8 exons. The annotation marks the transcript as partial. The record is from RefSeq and is a predicted model, not a curated record.